Molecule: messenger RNA, 2030 nt
Organism: Protopterus annectens (West African lungfish)
Lineage: Eukaryota; Metazoa; Chordata; Ceratodontiformes; Protopteridae
Product: succinate receptor 1-like
Exons: 2
Coding region: 117-1115 (332 amino acids)
Biological process (GO): G protein-coupled receptor signaling pathway
Cellular component (GO): plasma membrane
Molecular function (GO): G protein-coupled receptor activity
Source: RefSeq, a predicted model, not a curated record
AUGAGAGACCAUUUUCGUACGUGACAGUUAUAAACUAAAGUCAACAAGAACACAGAUAAGAUCCUUGCCAAAAAAUUAGUCUGCAAAAAGAAAGCUCUCUGUCUUUGAAAUCAGAAAUGACUUCAAAUUAUACUGACGCAUGCUAUACAGAGACUGAUGGAAUUCUAGUCAAAUAUUAUUUACCGGUUAUGUACAGCAUUAUAUUUAUCUUUGGAUCUGUUGGCAAUGGCGUUGUCCUUCUUGGUUACCUAUUUUGCCUGAAGAAUUGGAAAAGUGGAAAUAUUCUUCUGUUUAACCUAUCCAUUUCAGACUUAUCAUUCCUCUGUACACUCCCAGCCCUUACAAACCAUUACACACAUAAUGACCAAGAACUUAAUAAAUACGUUUGCAUAAUAAACAGAUUUCUUCUCCACUCAAGCCUUUAUACAAGCAUACUCUUUCUGACAAUAAUCAGCAUUGAUCGGUAUAUGCUCAUAAGAUAUCCCUUCAGGCAACAUAUUUUGCAGAGGAAAACUUCUGCUAUCAUUGUCUGCAUAGUGAUAUGGACAGCCGUUACUCUGGAAUUAGUGCCCAUGUUUACAUUUAUUAUUGUUCCAGAAGCUAACAAAACAGAAUGUCUCGACUAUGCAAGCUCUGGAGAUGCUCAUUCCAAUCUUAUAUACAGCUUGUGCCUCACUCUAGCAGGUUUUAUCAUCCCUUCAUCUGUCAUGAUCUUUUUUUAUUAUAAAACAGCUGCACUUCUGAAACAUCUGCAGAAGGAGAAUAUUAACACUGUUAAGAUUGAAAAACCUCUUUCAUUACUUACUUUGGCAAUAGGCAUUCUAAUAGUACUUUUCACACCAUAUCAUAUAAUGCGAAAUUUGUUUAUUGUUAGCAGACUGGAGACCUUUAAAAUGCCUAGCUGCACCAGUAUUGCAAUUAAGAGCAUGUACAUCAUAACACGACCUGUUGCAUUCAGUAAUAGUGCAAUUAACCCAGUGCUGUAUUUCUUAAUGGGAGACCAGUUUAGAGAACUAAUGCUGACAAAAAUAAGGAAUGCUUACAGAAGAAUGACUGCGCAACACAUUGAAGAUUCAAGUGGAAAUGGUUGGGGAAUAGGUUCUGCAGGAACUUGAAAAGCUGCACGUAUGUGUGUGUGAGUGUGUGUGUGUGUACAUAUGCACAGACUCUCACAUAUUUACACUCAUACAAGCACAUAUUCAUGCAUAAAUGCACAUAUAUACAUCAAUUCCCAUGUUACUUUUUACACAGUAGUGAACAUGCCAACUGUUAUAACAAUGUGACUGUCACUGUUGCUGUAUAAACUGCUGGCACUUAGGAAGAAUUUGCUGUUGCACAAUGUGAAAUCACAAAAAUAAUGAAUGAGGUGUCAGGCAUGGUAACCUGUCACUCACUGGAGUUGCAGAGCAUUAGACCUAGCUUAAGUAAUCCUUUUGUGGUCUCAGCAAUGAAACAUUUGCUGACUAAUAUGCACCAGUAUUAAACUUUUCAGACAGAACACUUUUUGCACCUUAACCAAACUUUACAGCUCAUUCUCCAUUUUUCCUGUGCAGGCAUUAUAAACUGUAAGACAUAAGAAUUAAUACAGCAGAUGCAAAAGGAUCCAGACUAUUUUCCACCUUUGACCAAGUACAGAUCUGUCUCUGACAUCUAUCAUGGAUAUCAUGCCAGGAGAGAAAGAAUAGAUUAGGGGCAUUUUGUGAUUUCCUCUUUAAAGCAGAGAAUUUAUUUGAUUUUAUACUGUAAACACAUUUACCAUAAUUACAUGUAAAUUCAGUCUGAAAUUAAAGCAUGCAAGAUAAAAGCAAAAUUGUUUUUUGGAACUCUUUUACCUUGCUAAUAAAUGCAAUAAGAAGAACGUAUAUUAUAACAGCUCACUUUCCUGAUGAUAGUUAAUGAAGACAGCAAGUGCUAAGGCAAUGAAAAACAUAUAAUAAGUCAGGCAAUAGUCUAUUCUGAAUUUACUCAACACCUGUACAAUGUUUAAUUUCUGAAGGUACCAUCAAAGUGAGCACCAAUGUUUGAAAAUG